AUGCUUAAGCAAAUUCUCAAAUUUGGAUUUCAGUUAGUCAUUCCAUUGUAUCCAAUGAAUUGGAUAAGUUCAUCAAUUGCACUGCUGUGCGGUUGCUUAUUAUUGACGAUUGUGACAGCAUCUGCUGCUGAGACUGCAUCAGAAGUGAAGGAUCCAUUACAAAAUGAUGAAGCCGAGCGUAGAAUUAGGGCAUAUUACGAGAUUUGUUCAGAUGCACUCUUGUUCACUAGUGGAACGCAUCAGAAAGAUGGUUAUUCAAUGAGGGUCAUGCCAAUAGUGUCAAUAAUNAUGGCACCACCAGCUAUGAUGGCACCACCACCUGUGGUAGCUGCGCCUGUUAUGUCAGUAGCAGCAGCACCUGUUAUGACUGCGCCCGUCGUCUCAGCACCUGUCAUGCCAGCCGCGGCAUCGGCACCGGCCAUGCCGGCCUCAUCAUCGGGAUCGGGCAUGUCGGGCGGAGCCAUGCCUGCCGCAGCGGUCGUUCCGGAGCCAGUUGUCGCAGCACCGGCAGUCGCAGCACCGGUCGUCGCAGCACCGGCAGUCGCAGCACCGAUGGUAAUGCCACCGAUGGCAUGUGGUCCCCCGUGUAUGGCCAGGAAAAUGCUUAAAAAAUUACGUGCCUAA
Molecule: messenger RNA, 624 nt
Organism: Anisakis simplex (herring worm)
Lineage: Eukaryota; Metazoa; Nematoda; Chromadorea; Rhabditida; Anisakidae
Source: the annotation of a GenBank genome assembly